Messenger RNA from Scylla paramamosain (green mud crab), 2253 nucleotides. RefSeq names its product G-protein coupled receptor GRL101-like. Gene Ontology annotation, cellular component: apical plasma membrane; signaling receptor complex; plasma membrane. The coding region runs from base 1121 to 2041 and encodes 306 amino acids. Gene Ontology annotation, biological process: receptor-mediated endocytosis. The record is from RefSeq and is a predicted model, not a curated record. Lineage: Eukaryota; Metazoa; Arthropoda; Malacostraca; Decapoda; Portunidae. Gene Ontology annotation, molecular function: protein binding; hormone binding. The transcript has 14 exons.
CGCAGGGAUCGUAACAGAUAGGCUGGCGGGUGGCGGUAUGUGUACUUUUAAUCAGUGUAAAUCAAAGGCCGUGUUAUCGCAAUUAUGUCACUCGUGUAGUAAGAGGAGAUGGCGGUGGAGUGGCAGGACGCUGAGGCUGUGCAGGAGGCUGGAGGAGCAUGACGGCGGCGUGAAAAGGAUAGGGAGAGGUGAAUGAAACUAAGGAAGAACAAGAGAGAAGAUGAGAGAUGAAGGGAAGCAGGAAGGAAAGGUGGUGGUGGUUCCUCCAGUGUGGUGUGGUUGGAAGAGAAAAGGGAGGAGCAACCAAGAAGGAAGAGGGAGCCAUGCCUGUGUCAAGGAGCCGCAGCUGCCUGGAUCAAGCCCUCAGGACCUGGACUACAUCUGCCGCUGAUCCGCCUCGCUCCCUCACUCCCUGCCGCCGCCCUUGCCACCCUGUCGGCAAGGGCAGCAGGGAGCACCUUAGCACUGGGCGGCUCACCACUGACAAAACUGGUGAAGCUGCGGCUCUUGUCUGCACUCAGUCUUAGAAUAAUAAACUGCAUUGGUUACUUGGUUAUCGGAAAUAGAAAAGAGCAUCGCCAUCCAUCGCCGACUGAGUGAGGGAAGAGUUAUAAGCAAGAGGAAGCUGCGAUCAUCCCCCAGUAUCAGGAAAUGGCUACCAAGACUAGCAGCCGCAUCCUCUUGACAGGUGUGCUGCUGUUGUGCCUCGUGGACGUCUACUGGCAGCCAUGCGACGCUGUUGCUUCAUCUAGUAUGGUCUGUGGCUCCGAGGUGAUGGUUGACAAGCAAACAGUGGAGCCCCUCGAGUGGUGGCCAGAUGAAAAAGAUCCCUGUCCGCCUGACCAAUGGCUGUGUAGGGACCGCAAGAACUGCAUUCCCCGCAAUGCCACGUGCUCCAGUACUACGGAAUGCGAAGAUGGAUCCGACGAGUCCCCUAGAUUCUGUGGCUGCAAGGAGGACGAAUUCCACUGUGGUGACCUGUGCAUCAAAUGUUCCCAACGCUGCGAUAAGGUGAAAACACUGUGUCCAUGGCGAGGACGAGCAGGAUUGCCUGACGCACACCUGCCCGUCCAACUUCUUCCAGUGUGUGAGCGACGGUGUCUGUGUGCCCCAGAAGGCGAUGUGCAAUCACACCAGCGAAUGCGCAGACUCUUCCGACGAGGACCAUUGCCAGAGGUUCAGGAGCUGCUACAGUUCAGAAUUUCAAUGUGACAACAGGCAGUGCGUGCGGCCUUUCGCUGUGUGUGACGACUACCAGGACUGUGCAGACAACUCGGACGAGAAGGAGUGUCAGCCUUCAGACUUCGUGACAUGCAAAUCAGGCAAAAAGAUCCACAAGUUCUGGUGGUGCAACAACUUCCCGGACUGCAGCGAAAAUUACCACGACGACGACACCGAUGAGCUGAACUGUACUUGCGGUGAGGAGCACUUCCGCUGCCACAACAGCCGCUGUAUCUUCAAAGGAAACGUGUGCGACUCAAAGUGUGACUGUCAGGGUUGUGAGGAUGAGGUGGACUGCAGGCACGUGUAUGUCAAUGACUCAGGUGUGACAGAGUGCCUGAAGGGGAAAUCCGUGGAGUGCAAUGGCCGGUGCAUCGCGAAGGAGUUUAUCUGCGAUGGCAUCCGUCACUGUUACGGAGAGGACCUGACGGAGUUCGGCUGUUACGACUAUAAGAACAAGAUGUUUAGGCAUCCGGCAGAAGCGAAGCAGAAACGGUUUAGCUUUUUCCAGUGUAAAGAUCUGAGGAGUCUGCCGAGCAUCCUCCUGUGUGACGGGCAAAGGCACUGCUUGGACGGAGAAGACGAAGAACACUGCGGCGAGGAAGGAGCGUGUGGCCCAAAACAAUUCCGGUGUUUGAACGGCAGCUGCAUCCCCGACAAGGCCAAGUGUGAUGGUAUCGAGGACUGCGAACUCGGUUUUGACGAGAUGCACUGUAAAGGUGAAACUGCCCUUAACCUUGUCACCUUCUUUGCAGGAAAUGCCACCAUUGAUGUGCGCGCCUGUGUGUGUGUGUGUGUGUGUGUGUGUGUGUGUGUGUGAGUUUGAGUGACAGUGAGUUAUAGGGGAAGGGGGGCCUCUCUCCACUUGAGCCUCCGCCCCCAGAUCAAACCGAUCAAGCGGGCUGCACCUCAGACGAGUGGCGGUGUGUGAGGAUUGGUCAGUGCAUUCCCCGGAGUGGUCGAUGUGACAGCAACCCGGACUGUAUUGACAGCUCAGACGAGCUUUACUGCGCAAACAACACGUGUGGCGAA